UCCUUAGCUCCGGGAAGCGGUUCUUUGGUGCUUGGAGCUUGGCUUUUCGAGCGUUGUGUUUGAAGGGGAUGCCAAGGUGAUCAUUGAUAAAAUUAACCAGGCAGAUGUUAGAGACAACCAGACGGGGGCGGUUCUUGAAGAGAUUUUGCAGUAUUUUAGUCCCCCAUCCGCGUUUGCGGUUCGGUUUGUAGGUCGGCGUUGCAAUAGGGUAGCCCAUUUGGUGGCUCGAAAGGCCCUUUCUUUGUACCCGAGUACGAGUCGUUUUUUUGAUUUCCAGACCUGGCUGUUUUCCAGGAUGUAACUAUCUCUUGGCUUGAUUCAAUAUAUGAUUAUCUUUUGUCAAAAAAAAAAACAUGUCAUUCCUUAACCCACGGUUUUCUAGCUGUCCAUUAGGCAAGGUUCCCCUUUCGAUAGAAUUUACCUUAAAAAGAUUUUUUUAUUCUCUCAUCUAUGUUUUUUUUUUCUUAACUCACGUUUUUCUAGCUGUCGAUUGGACAUAUUUCAUUUUUUGCUAGGACUUACAUAAAAAAAAUUUCUUUUAUCACAUAUAUGGUUUUUCCCUCUGAACCCACAUUUUUCAGUUGUCGAUUAAGUAAGUUUACCUUUUUCGCUAGGACUCAUAUUAAAGGGUUUUUUCUCUCACCCUUUUUCUGUUAUAGAUUGGGCGAGUUUUCCUUUUCUCCAUUCACAAGGAGUUAUAUUAGUGGACAUGGGAGGGUGAUAUAGGACUUGUUAACACUUAUCUUAAAAAUAUUUUUUCCCUUUAACUCAUGUUUUUCUACGUGUUGAUGGACAAGUUUCCCCUUUUGUUAGAACUUACCUUAUAGAUGCUUUUGUUUAAGUGCUCUAGUGGGAUACGAGAGGUAUAUCAUAGGACUUGCUAGUAGAUACCCGUUGAACCUGUCCCGAAAGUGGUCAGCAAAAGCUUCUUUGAUUUCACCGGACUCAUAAAUCAUCCUCCCAUUCACCGUAUUGGAAUUAAUUUUGUUCCUUCUAUUGUUCGCCGCGACUGCCAUGCGAAAAUAGCCACAAUUUUUGUCACCCGCAGUAAGCCAUGACUCCCUAGAUUUUUUUAGGGCAUAAGAAUUCUUCCUCAAAUAGAACUCUCUCCAAUUCACAUUUAAGCAGGCUUCUCUCAACACUGCAGGAAGCAGGUAAAGCGCCUUGUUCUUCUAACAUAUCAAUAACCUUGAUUUUUUCCACCAAACUUGCAAUCUUGACCUCCACUCUCCCAAAUUCCUCCCUAUUCCAAGUUUGUAUCAGUGAUUUUGUGACCCGAAGAUGCUGCCCAAACAUGAACAACCCUCCAAUACCAACAACGGAAUGCUCCACCAUUCGUCCAUCCCACAAGACUAGAUUCGAAGGCCUCCUUUGUCAACCACAUGUUUUCAAACUUUCAUGGCCGCCGAAUACGAUUAGAGCAUCCCAUUUUAACAAGAUCGGAUUAAGAUCCGAUUCAACGUGAUCCACAACAAUAAUGGAAUCCGGCGAUAACUCUUCCUCAACCCUUGCAUUCACGAGGGCUCUACCAAUUCGGGACAACGAGCUAGAUCCAUUACUCUAGGUGAAUAUUGAACCGAACAAAGGUAACUCUAAUAGCUUGUAAGAGUUGAUAAAGCUAUUGAAUUCAAACAUCACCCAUGUUACAGUUAUUGUCCUAAAUGUUCUUCAUAAAAAAGUUAUUGUCCCAAAUGUUUGUCCAAAACAUAUAUAUGUUGUAUGCAAGUAUAUUUGUGAGUGAAUUGUGUUUUUUUUGGUCAUAUUAGGCAUAUUUAAUAUAGGUUAUGAACUUAUGAUUCACAUUAUAUUUUUUAUUGUGUCUACACAAUUUUAGAUGAAAAGUAUUUUGUAUGUUUAUGGAAAAAAAAAAUUACAUAUAUGUUGAAACAAAUUGUACUUCAUUGAGAUUCAUACAAGUUCUAUGUAUUUUGGUGUUAUUCGCUUUGGUUUAUCUGCUUGAAAUUGUAAUUAGUUGUAUAAUUUAUUAGUGUUGAGUUGAAUUUUUACCCAGCUCAUUCAUAAACAGUAAGGUUUUAUUUUUUGGUGAGUUUGAAUUUAGUAUUUUUCAAAACGAAAUUGUAUGAAUCGGAUGAUUAAAAAUAUUAAAUUGGAACCUGAUCCAACCUCCAGGUACAUCUCUAAUUAUUUACACCAAAACGCAUGAUAAUGCUCAAAAUGAAUGGAUAUGCGAUCUCAAUGUCUAUACUCUAUACAUCAACAUUUGACAUCUAGCUGCAUUCUGGUAUUGCUGAUCGCCAUGAUCAAGGUAACAAUCCACUUGUUUCUUGCAUUACACAAGUCUUUUUACCACUACAACGAGAAUUCCCCAUGUGAUGAUACUUUGAAGACGUUAACCUAAUCACACUGACAAUCUGUCUCCAUAGUUGCAGCCGAGUAAUUUCAAUCUUCAGAAGAAAGAAGUCCCCAACAAGAUUCCAGAAAUGAUAGGCUUCUUUGAUACCUCUACUUGCUCCACAUCACCCCAAAAUCCAAAACCCUAAACACACUCAACCCACUAAACAAGCGGUUAAUCACAUCAAAGCGUGCAAGGCCCUUCUUCUGUUCUUCAUCCAUUUGGUCUCUUCAGCCCAUUUGGCGUCCAGCCAAGCUGCCCAGAACUGGGGAAAAUGACACGAUCAUACAGACCCACGACGCCACGUGUACACUAGAUGAGGUUGCUUUAACGUGUGGCCAUCACAAUCUUUUUUUUUCCUUCCCUCUCCUUUCUCCCCACCACCUCGUUCCCCCAGAUUCCAGAGUUCUAGAUAUUUUUGAACUUUGUCCAGUUGUAAUCUUCUUUCUUCCUCAGAUAUUUGACUUGCUUUGGAAAAAGGAUAAGUAACCAACCAACCAUUGCCUAUAACACCCACCGGAGAAGAUUUUCCUGCCUUUUGCCGUACUAUAUGCUAUCUGGGGUUGGAUUGGGGUUUCUCUAAUGGCUGGCGUUGCAAUUGCUAAGCUCCAUGUCUACCCUGUCGAUCACUUGGCAGCUUGCUGCGGUGAACGGCAGAAGGGAAGUUCUGGGUCCCUUAGACCAGCAGUAGCAGGGCUUUUUCGUGUCCAGAAGGGAGGUUGUGGCGGAGGACAGCCGUUUUCGCAACACUGCAGGUCUUUCAGGUCUGAAGAUGGUGGCGGUGGAAGGGAAUUCGAUGAUGGGGAAAAGGAAGAAGGGAAAGUUGAGAUUUUGAAGGGGGGAAAGGCAGAGAAGUUGAAGAAGGGAGAUGGGUUGUGGGUUCCUGGGGUUGGUAGGUUGAAAUUGCCUUCAAAGGAUGAGUAUAGUAGAGGAAUUGCUCAAGUGGAGGAAGUCUUCUCUUCGGCUGCAAUCCACGUUGGGAGAUACAUUGUGACCAUGAUGAGCACUGGAGUGGUACUUGCUACUGGUUUUCAGUUGUCAGGUGGAGACGGUCAGAUGAAUGAUCUUAUCUGGUAUAGCUGGCUCGGAGGAAUCAUAAUUGGGACAAUGACAGGUGCUAACAUGGUGUUAGAUGAACAUUGUCGAGCAGGCCCUCGUAAUGUUGUCAUAACUGGAAGCACAAGGGGAUUGGGGAAGGCACUUGCUAGGGAAUUUCUUCUCUCUGGCGAUCGUGUGGUUGUUGCAUCACGAAGCCAGGAAUCCGUCGAUAUGACAGUGAAGGAGCUGGAGGAGAACCUCAAGGAAGGAAUUGUCUCAGCAGGAGGUUCAUCAAAGCGGAAUCUUUCCCAUGCAAGAGUAAUUGGCAUAGCCUGUGAUGUCUGUCAACCAUCUGAUGUGAAGAAACUAGCUAAUUUUGCAGUCAGUGAGUUUGGUUCCAUUAACAUAUGGAUAAACAAUGCCGGGACGAAUAAAGGUUUCAGACCCUUGCUGCAGUUCAGCGAUGAAGACGUAACUCAGAUUGUCUCGACGAAUUUGGUGGGAUCAAUUCUGUGCACCCGAGAAGCCAUGCGAGUGAUGGAAACCCAACCUAAGGGAGGCCACAUUUUCAACAUGGACGGUGCAGGUUCUGGGGGUUCAAGCACUCCUCUUACUGCCGUUUAUGGAGCCACGAAGUGUGGUCUGAGACAGCUUCAGACAUCACUUCUGAAGGAGAGUAAAAAGUCUAAAGUGGGAGUGCAUACAGCUUCCCCAGGCAUGGUCCUCACGGAAUUGCUCUUGAGUGGAUCAACACUGAAAAACAAGCAAAUGUUCAACAUAAUCUGCGAGCUCCCGGAGACCGUUGCUAGGACAUUGGUCCCACGGAUGAGGGUCGUGAAAGGCUCGGGGAAGGCCAUCAACUACUUGACACCUCCCAGAAUCUUACUUGCUCUAGUCACUGCUUGGCUGAGGCGUGGUCGGUGGUUCGAUGACCAGGGAAGAGCAUUGUACGCAGCAGAGGCAGACCGGUUACGAAACUGGGCAGAGAAUCGUGCUCGGUUUUCGUUCACCGAUGCCAUGGAGAUGUACACCGAGAACACAUGGGUAUCGGUUUUUUCGCUCUCUGUUGUCUGCGCGUUCAUCAUACUGUCUAGCACCAGCGGUGUAUCUCCUGGCACCUAAGUAAAAAAAAAAAGACGUGCCCCAAUAUUGGGCAAGUCUGAAAGAGGAUCUUAAGUAAAGCACCAAAGUUACAAAAGAUUUUAGGCCAUCCCUUUUUCUUAAAGUUUUUAGCCAUUAUGGAAAGGGUCUCUGCUGGUUUUAUGUUCAUACUGGCUGGAUGUCGCGUGGAGCUGGUGAUUGUCACCCAUCUUAUUGUUGUAUACACAGACAGUCCUGUAAAUGCGAAUUGCUGUAACAGGCCAAGAUGGUUCUAUUGACGUGUAAUGAAAUGUAAGAAAGUUG
Messenger RNA from Linum trigynum, 4795 nucleotides. Lineage: Eukaryota; Viridiplantae; Streptophyta; Magnoliopsida; Malpighiales; Linaceae. The record is from the annotation of a GenBank genome assembly.